Molecule: messenger RNA, 645 nt
Organism: Aegilops tauschii subsp. strangulata
Lineage: Eukaryota; Viridiplantae; Streptophyta; Magnoliopsida; Poales; Poaceae
Source: RefSeq, a predicted model, not a curated record
AUGGCCAAUAACAGGAGCAGCCGGCGGGAAGGCGAGGCCAUGCGCGGGACGGGGCCCGGCCUGGGCGCAGUGGGAGCGGCGGCGGACGCGGUUAGGCGCCGGCGGCGCGGACAGGUGGCUAAGGCGGGGGGCAAGUGCUGCGGCGGCGGCGGCGCUGCUGCUGUGCUCAGGCGCGCGGGAGGGAAGGCGGGGCCGCAAGCUUGGGCGGCAGCGGGCGCGGGCACAACCGUGGGGUGCGGCGGAGCUAGGUGCGCACGAGCGAGGCGACACAGCAGGAGCAACACCGACGAGGGGCGCGGCCGGGACCAAGCCUCGGUCAUGGCGGCAGGAGCUCGGGGGUGGGGCUCAUACGACAACAAAUCCGAGGGGGAAAAGGGGGGAAUGGGUGCGGCUCACCGAGGGGAAGGCGAUGGCGAGCUCGGGAUGGUUCGGGGAGGACCGGAGGUAGCAGAUCGACAAGGCGGAGCAGACGUCCAUGGUCGAAGAGGAGGGGUCGAUGGCGGCGGCUCCGGGUCGCUCCAGCAAGAGCCGGUUGCCGUAGAGAACGACGACGAAGGGGACCGUCUCGUGGGAAGCUUCUGGCGCCGCGGGGAGGCUCCGGUGCACGGCAUCGACGUCGACGCGGCGACGGCAGCUCGAAUGUGA